Molecule: messenger RNA, 633 nt
Organism: Talaromyces rugulosus
Lineage: Eukaryota; Fungi; Ascomycota; Eurotiomycetes; Eurotiales; Trichocomaceae
Exons: 1
Coding region: 1-633 (210 amino acids)
Source: RefSeq, a predicted model, not a curated record
AUGUCUACAGCUGUCUCGGUCUAUCUCAUUGGUGCACAAUGCACUGGAAAGACUACUCUCCUUGCAGCCUUGAGAGAGACUAUCAAACUGAAGUAUCCUUCAUCGCCAUUUUCCGCAGUUACUGAGGUUGCCCGAGACGUUCUGUCCCAAAACCAGUUUACGCGAGAAGAUAUAACAAGCAAUCCCGACAGAGCAUUACAACUGCAACAGCUUAUCCUCACCGCUCAGUUUGAGAAAGAGACCAAACUCGCACACAGUAUGAUUCUAUCAGACCGGUCAGGGGUAGAUCCUAUUGUCUAUGGGGUGCAGUAUGGUCCUCCUCGCGCCCAGAAGCUCCUCGAAAAGUCACUCGGGUGGCCAUUUCUGCGUGAUCGAAUGAAAAGGUCACUGGUUUUUGUCUGUCCACCGCACAAAGAGUGGUCGACGGACGAUGGAACACGGCUAAUGGCAGACUCGUGGGAGGAGUGGUACAAUGUUCAUCUUACAUUUGCCCGAGUUCUACAAGAAAACGACAUCCCAUUUUACGUUAUCCCAAUGGAACUGGUGGAUCUAGAGGAUCGAGUUGACUAUGUCCUGAAUAUGUGGAAGGUGUACGGAAACCCGGCAACUAGGAUUAGUAUGCAUAUUGAGUAA